AUGAGCAGCCCAGGCUGUGAAUUUGCUCUCCCCAAGUCAGUGGAUGCACUUGUGGACUCUGUUUGUUUAGAGUGUGGGCAGCUGCACCGAAGCUGUGAAAACCACUUGUACAACUACCGUCUGGAGGUGGACGAUGACCUGGUCUGCCACAUCUGCCUGCAGCCACUGGUGCAGCCUCUGGAUACACCAUGUGGACACACCUUCUGUGCCCGCUGCCUUCGCAGUUUCCUCCACGACCGGGACUUCUGCCCCCUUGACAGGGCUCACCUGCAGCUCCAAGCCUGCCGCAGGUCCAGCAUCCUGGUGCACAAGCUGCUAGAUAAGCUGUCUGUGUCGUGCCCUUUGACCCCAGUCUGCUCACUCAGCAUGCCACGAUGUGAUUUGGAGGCUCACCUCAAACACAGGUGUCCUGGGACAAGAUGUCAGCAGACCAGUGUGGAUGGUCCACGUAGUGAAAGUGGGGAUGAACAAGGAAUGAUGCCAAGCCCUCCCAGUUCGCCACAGUCUCCAGAGACAACUAUCAGAGAAGGCAGCCCCACCCCACCCACCAGAACCAGUAAUGCCUCUGACAACGGCCCAGUGUGGACUGAAGACGCUGGCCUUGACAAUCCUGCCUUUGAGGAGAGCACUGAAGAAGACAGUGUGGUGGGCUUGGAGUGCAUUGUCCCCAGGGUGAAGCGGCCCCUCAGUAACCCUUGCAUCCACCUCCUCCGUUCAGUCAGCUCCACUUCAUCGGGCUGGGACUGUCCAGAAUCGCCACCACUGUCAGCUGAAGAAGGCUGUGUGAAGCUGCCCUCUCUGCCUGAAGGGGAGAUAACGGCUAUAGAGGUGCACCGUGCAAACCCAUAUGUGGAGUUGGGAAUAAGCAUCGUGGGUGGAAAUGAGACGCCCCUCAUCAACAUUGUGAUCCAGGAAGUCUACAGGGAUGGAGUCAUUGCACGGGACGGUAGACUGCUGGCUGGGGAUCAGAUUCUGCAGGUGAACAAUGUGGACAUCAGUAAUGUCCCUCACAGUUUCGCCCGCUCUACUCUCGCUCGGCCAUGCACCACUUUGCAGCUGACUGUGCUGCGCGAGCGUCGCUGUGUCUCAAGGACCCAUCCCUCCUCCUCCUCCUCCACCCCCGCUGUCCCCCAGGCCCCCUGCUCCACUCCGGAGGGCACCCCUGCAAGCCCCACCACCCUACGGAUCACCCUGCACAAGCAGGAUUCCUCUGAGCAGCUGGGCAUCAAGCUGGUGCGCAGGACCGAUGAGUCAGGAGUGUUUGUGUUGGACCUUCUGGAUGGAGGGCUGGCUGCAAAAGACGGACGGCUGCGAAGCAAUGACAGGGUGUUGGCUGUUAACGACCAGGACCUCCGGCACGGGACCCCCGAGCAGGCCGCACAGAUCAUUCAGGCUAGUGGAGAGCGAGUCCAUCUGUUUAUAGGACGACCAAGCAAACUGUCUCCACCCCCACCGCCAAAAUCUAGCUCUACCAGAGACCUCUACUGCCUUGAGCACUUCAUGCCAAGUCACAGUGCGACCCCAAGUCCUGUCCCCUCAUAUCUGUCCCACAGCAGCACCCUGAGACAGGAAAUGUCCAAGUGUCUUUCGUGUAAAGAGAAACACAUCACCGUAAAAAAGGAGCCCCUGGAAUCCCUGGGCAUGACCGUUGCAGGAGGCCGGGGGAGUAAAAGUGGGGAGCUGCCAAUCUUUGUCACCAGUGUCCAGCCUCAUGGCUGCCUGUCCCGAGAUGGACGUAUCAAACGAGGUGAUGUCCUGCUAAGCAUCAAUGGCCAGGACCUGACCUGCCUCAGCCACAGUGAGGCGGUGGGCACUCUGAAGGCGUCGGCUGCGUCUGCAUCAGUGCAGAUGCGAGUGCUGGAGGUCAGUGUGGUGGAAGAGCACGACCAGCUCCUGUCCCACUCACACGACACUGACUUCGACGCCAACUGGUCCCCUUCUUGGGUUAUGUGGCUUGGCCUUCCCAGUUACCUCCACAGCAGUCAUGAGAUUGUGCUGCGCAGGUCUCACCCCGGGAGCUGGGGCUUCAGUAUUGUUGGUGGAUACGAGGAAAGCCAUGGAAACCAGGCCUUCUUUAUCAAAACCAUUGUCCUCGGGACACCGGCGUACUACGACGGACGCCUCAAGUGUGGAGACAUGAUUGUGGCAGUAAAUGGCCUGUCGACUGCGGGAAUGAGUCACUCUGCCUUGGUGCCCAUGCUGAAGGAGCAGAGGAGCCGGGUGGCCCUCACAGUGGUGUCCUGGCCAGGCAGCCUGAUAUAG
Knipowitschia caucasica is the source of this 2262-nucleotide messenger RNA. The record is from the annotation of a GenBank genome assembly. Lineage: Eukaryota; Metazoa; Chordata; Actinopteri; Gobiiformes; Gobiidae.